AUGAUAACACAACAAGCAUUAACACCAUUGAAUAAUAUUAUUCAAGAAAUGAAACAAGAUAAACCAACAACAUUUGAUCAAUUAAUUGAAAUUAUUAUAAAUAAUAUCAAUAGAGUUACAAUGGAACAAUUCACAACAGAUAGAAAUCAAACAAAAAUGAAAAAAACAAGAAAGAAUUUAUCGACAUCAACUGUUCCAACAGUUGAUUUAAAUAAUAAUGAAGAAGUUAAAAUAAUGCUUUAUCAAUGGUCAAUCGCUAUAGAUUCUAUAGGUCAAACAGUUCGAGUUAUCUUGAAAUCACUUGAACAACUUUACUGUACAUCUGUCUGGGAAUAG
This is a messenger RNA of Adineta steineri, 336 nucleotides long. The record is from the annotation of a GenBank genome assembly. Lineage: Eukaryota; Metazoa; Rotifera; Eurotatoria; Adinetida; Adinetidae.